CCGCUGUACGGGUUCCACGCGCAGGAGUUCAUCCCGUUCCUCGCCAGCGGCGGCGGGCGCGAGCUCUACUUCUACGAGGAGAAGGUGGUGGAUCUGAGCGACAUCAUCAACACCCCCCUGCCCAGGGUGCCCCUGGACGUCUGCCUCAAGGCCCACUGGCUCAGCAUCGAGGGCGUGCAGCCCGGCCAUCCCCGAAAAUCCCCGCCAGCCCCCAAGGAGCAGCAGAAGGCCGAGGCCACGGAACCCUGAAAUCGGCCAAGGCCCGGCCAGGAGGAGGAGGGGACCCCCAAAGGCAAAGGGCCCGGGGGGGCCGGGGGCGACGAGGGAAAGGAGAAGAAGCCCCCGCUGCAGGAGGGGCCCCCCCUGCGGCUGAAGGCGCGCAGCGUGCACGAGCUCUCCGUGGAGCAGCAGCUCUACUACAAGGAGAUCACCGAGGCCUGCGUGGGCUCCUGCGAGGCCAAACGGGCCGAGGCGCUGCAGAGCAUCGCCACCGACCCCGGGCUGUACCAGAUGCUGCCGCGCUUCAGCACCUUCAUCUCCGAGGGGGUGCGCGUGAACGUGGUGCAGAACAACCUGGCGCUGCUCAUCUACCUGAUGAGGAUGGUGAAGGCGCUGAUGGACAACCCCACGCUGUACCUGGAGAAAUACCUGCACGAGCUGAUCCCGGCGGUGAUGACGUGCAUCGUGAGCCGCCAGCUCUGCCUGCGCCCGGACGUGGACAACCACUGGGCCCUGCGCGACUUCGCCGCGCGCCUGGUGGCCCAGGUGUGCAAGAACUUCAGCACCACCACCAACAACAUCCAGUCCCGCAUCACCAAAACCUUCACCAAGAGCUGGGUCGAUGACAAGACGCCCUGGACCACGCGCUACGGCUCCAUCGCGGGGCUGGCCGAGCUGGGCCACGACGUGAUCAAGACCCUGAUCCUGCCGCGGCUGCCGGCCGAGGGCGAGCGCGUGCGGAACAUUCUGGAAGGGCCGGUGGUGAGCACCAUCGACCGCAUCGGGGCCGACCACGUGCAGAGCCUGCUGCUGAAGCACUGUGCCCCCGUGCUGGCCAAGGCGCGGCCGCCCCCCGACAGCCCCGAGUGCUACCGCGGCGAUUUCGGCUACCUGGGCGCGCUGCUCUGCUCCCACGUGGUCAAGGCCAGGGCCCAGGCGGCCCUGCAGGCCCAGCAGGUCAACAGGACCACGCUGACCAUCACCCAGCCGCGCCCCACGCUGACGCUGUCGCAGGCCCCGCAGGCUCCGGGGGCCCCCCCGCGCCCCCCCAGCAUCAUCAAGGUCCCCAGUGCCAUCGCGCUGCCCGUCCCCGUCCCCGUCCCCGUGCCCGCGCUGGCCCCCGGCCGCCCCGGGACCCCCACGCAGCCGUCGCCGCCGCCCCCCAAGUUCAUCGUCAUGUCCUCGGCCAGCAGCGCCGGCCAGCAGGUGAUCACGCUGAGCACGUCCCCCGCCCCCACGGCCACGUCCCCUGUCACCACCACUGUCCCCAGCGUGCAGCCGCUGGUCAAGCUGGUGUCCCCCGGCGUCACCGGCGCCGCCGCCACCGCGGCCGGCACCGGCGGCGCCGGCGGCCCCGGCGUGGCCGGCGCGGUGCAGAAGUACAUCGUGGUGUCCCUGCCGCCCGCCGCGGGCGACGCCAAGGGUGGCACUGCCACCACCGCCACCCCCCCCGCCCGCCCCCGCCCCGCAGCUGUCCCCCGGUGCCACCGCGGCGUCGCCGGCGGCCGCCGCGCCCAAGGCCGAGCCCGGGGACAGUCCCCAAGGGCCGGGGGCCGGCGCCGCGGGCAAAGCCAACGGCACCGCCGGCCUGGGGACGCAGGAGCCACCGGCGGCGCAGUGACGGCCACCCGCGGCCACCCGCGUCACCGCCGGCCCCGGAGUGUCCCCUGGGGGGUCCUGGAUGUCCGAGGUGUCCCCGGAGUGUCCCUAGAGGGGCCCCAGAGCGUCCUCGGUGUCCCCAGAGUGUCCCCUGGGGGGUCCUGGAGCGUCCUCGGUGUCCCCAAAGGGCCCCAAAGUGUCCUCGGUGUCCCCAAAGUGUUCCUAGAGGGGUCCCGGAGCGUCCUCGGUGUCCCCAGAGUGUCCCCUGAGGGGCCCCAAAGUGUCCCCUGGGGGGUCCUGGAGCGUCCUCGGUGUCCCCAAAGAGGCCCCAGAGUGUCCCCAAAGUGUCCCUGGGUCCCUCCGUGGGGACAGGGGGUGGCCCGAGGGUCCCCAGAGUGUCCCCAAAUUGUCCCCAGACCCCUCCGGGGAGGACAGGGGGUGGCCCGAGGGUCCCCAGAUUGUCCCCAGAGUGUCCCCUGGGGUCCCCCCCCCGGGGCUGUGUGGAACUCAAUAAACUCCCAGUUCAUCCCAGUUCGUCCCAGUUCAUUCCAGUGUCCCCAGAGGGUCCCGGGGCGGGGGGAGGAGCAGCCAAUGGGAGGGGGGGCGGUGGCGGUGACGUCACGGGGGGACAGGGACAGGGACGGGGACAGGGACAGGGCCACCCCCCCCGCGGUGUCCCCUGGGUCGUUCCCCCCGCGCGGUGACACCGCGGGACACCCGCCCAGUGCUCCCAGUACAGACCAGUGCUCCCAGUACAGCCCGGUGUCACCCGCCCAGUGCUCCCAGUACAGACCAGUGCUCCCAGUACAGCCCGGUGUCACCCGCCCAGUGCCCCCCAGUGCUCCCAGUAGCCCCCCAAUCCCCUCCCAGUGCCCCCCAUUUCCGUCCCAGUUCCCCCCAGUCCACGCCCAGUUGUGUCCCAGUCCCUCCCAUUCCCGUCUCACUCUCUCCCAGUUCCCC
Vidua macroura (Pin-tailed whydah) is the source of this 2778-nucleotide messenger RNA. It is a transcript of the gene TAF6, whose product is annotated as TATA-box binding protein associated factor 6. Gene Ontology annotation, molecular function: transcription coactivator activity; RNA polymerase II general transcription initiation factor activity. Lineage: Eukaryota; Metazoa; Chordata; Aves; Passeriformes; Viduidae. The record is from RefSeq and is a predicted model, not a curated record. Gene Ontology annotation, cellular component: SLIK (SAGA-like) complex; transcription factor TFIID complex; SAGA complex. Gene Ontology annotation, biological process: RNA polymerase II preinitiation complex assembly; transcription initiation at RNA polymerase II promoter.